Corythoichthys intestinalis (scribbled pipefish) is the source of this 2176-nucleotide messenger RNA. RefSeq names its product thyroid hormone receptor interactor 13 (gene trip13). Gene Ontology annotation, biological process: meiotic recombination checkpoint signaling; reciprocal meiotic recombination. Gene Ontology annotation, cellular component: chromosome; nucleus. The record is from RefSeq and is a predicted model, not a curated record. Bases 24 to 1421 code for a protein of 465 amino acids. The transcript has 14 exons. Lineage: Eukaryota; Metazoa; Chordata; Actinopteri; Syngnathiformes; Syngnathidae. Gene Ontology annotation, molecular function: ATP binding; ATP hydrolysis activity.
UAACCGGAAAUUGCGUCUUACGAAUGUUAAUUCUUCUUCCGGUUCAAAGACGGCGCGAAGAAUUCGAGCCUUUUGAAUCCGCCGCUCGUCUAUUACUUAAUUACUCGAGAAAACACCAGAAGCGCUUCUGCAAAGUUCGUUUUGCAGAAAUGGAAAACGACAGAAUGGAUGCGAGGGACCAAAACCAUGGGGUUGUUUUGGAAGUGCAUGUUAAAUCCCAAAGCACAGCUAAACUAUCUGAAGUGAGGACGCAUGUCAUGGCAAUGCUUAGUGGCAACAGCACAGUAUUUGGAAACCACAAGUGGUCGAAGUUUGAUGAAAGCUUCCUAAGCACUCAUGUAGAAUCUGUCGCCGUAGUGGACCGGGAGGACAUGCCAUCACAAGCCAUCGAUUUGACGAAGAGCCAGGUUUCCAUUCACAUUUUCACUCUUAAUGAGGAUGGGCCCAGUACGCUUUGUUUGGAGGAGGAUGAGGAGCUCUCAGCAGCUAAUCACUGGUUGCUUCCAGCAGCUGAUUUCCAUGGACUUUGGGAGAGUCUGGUGUAUGACAGUGGGGUAAAAACUCAGUUACUGGAUUAUGUCACAACAACAAUUUACUUCUCUGACAAGAACGUUGACAGUAGCCUGAUUUCAUGGAAUCGUGUUGUGCUGCUGCAUGGCCCCCCAGGCACCGGUAAAACAUCCUUGUGCAAAGCCCUUGCCCAGAAGCUGUCAAUCAGACUGUCAAAUCGGUACACGUAUGCACAAUUUGUGGAAAUAAACAGCCACAGCUUAUUCUCGAAGUACUUCUCUGAGAGCGGCAAACUGGUCACAAAAAUGUUUCAGAAGAUUCAGCAUCUUAUUGAUGACAAAGAUGCUCUUGUGUUUGUUCUCAUCGAUGAGGUGGAGAGUCUGACAGCAGCAAGGAACGCCAGCCAGGCGGGAACAGAGCCAUCCGACUCUUUCCGCGCGGUCAACGCUGUCCUCACUCAGCUGGACCAAAUCAAACAACAUUCCAACGUAGUGAUCUUGACUACCUCCAAUGUGACAGAAAAGAUCGAUUUGGCCUUUGUGGAUAGAGCGGACAUUAAACAGUACAUCGGACUGCCGUCUGAAAAGGGCAUUUACAAUAUAUUUCUUUCUUGCCUUGAGGAGCUCAUGAAGUGCCAAAUCAUUUACCCACGGCAGCCACUUUUCACGAUCUUUGAGCUUGAGACGAUGGGAUUUGCAAAGAGUGAAGUCUCUGAACAUAGUCUGAUGCUUAGGAACAUCGCCCUAAAAAGCAAAGGUCUGAGUGGAAGGGCCCUGAGGAAAUUACCCUUUCUUGCUCAUGCACUCUUCGUUAAGGCACACAGAGUGACUCUGGAAACAUUUCUAAGGGCCAUGGACCAGGCAGUGGAUAAGCAGAAGGAGGAAAUAUCUAACCUAGUGAAUGUUGUAUGACCUGUAUGAUUUGUAGCCUAAAUACGUCAGCUGUUUAUAUGAGCCGUAGUUUGCACUAAUUGGUUCAGCCUCACAAAGUUAAUGUUCUAACUGUUUCUGUUUCUAAUAUUUGCUGCUAUAGUUCAAAUUGUUUCUGUCCCAGUUGGGAUGAGUUUAAUAUCCCAAAGUCUGCCUGCAGUGAACAAGCGUGUCUUCAGUUCAUGGCUGAAUUUUGUUGCAGCAGCAGCGUAACCGAAAUUUAGAGUAGCGAGCCCAGGCUAAUGUUGUCAUCUGUGUAAAAAAAAACACUUAUGCGUCAUUAAUGAAAAAUAGUACAGCAGUAAUCAAAUGUGCUCUUUUGUGCUGCUUGAAGUAUGCAAUUUAAGAAACAGCCAUACCUUGGCUCUGUACGCCGAUGACUUCCUGUGAACUGUUUUAUCUUAUGCAUCCUUUUAAUUGCAACUUUGACCACAAUUGUUUAAUUUGUUUGAAUGUUCAUACGGAUCGUUCAGCUCUUUCCUAACAUGACUCAUUGACUGCCAUUGACGGCAAUAGACCUGGAGGGAUCACUACAAACCCUCCACUCCAAAUAAAUUGGACGUGUAUCGCCGUCAUUGGCACUGAAAUGGGAUCGUUUACUGCCUGCCCUCCCAGUUAAAAUGGACGCCAAUGUUUUUGUCUGUGUUUAAAAAAAGGGACAUGAUCCAUAUUUAUAGCAACAGAUGAUAUUUGCACUCUUUCAGUGUAUAUUACCAAAAUAAACUAUUGGAAUACUA